Messenger RNA from Dendronephthya gigantea, 755 nucleotides. RefSeq lists its product as uncharacterized. The record is from RefSeq and is a predicted model, not a curated record. The transcript has 2 exons. Lineage: Eukaryota; Metazoa; Cnidaria; Anthozoa; Malacalcyonacea; Nephtheidae. The coding region runs from base 36 to 728 and encodes 230 amino acids.
GAAAAACUGCAGGUAACUCAUAAACUCCAAUCUUCAUGUUUUCGUGGACUGAAUUUUUUUGGCCAAGUUCAGCCGUUCGCCGACGUAAAAACCAAGCAGUUCGCGAAGCUGAACAUUUGAAGAAUGCUUUAACGAGCAAUUUUAGCUCAACAAACUAUCUUUCAGACUUUCUAAACUCUCAAGUACCAGAUGCAAAUCUCGCACACAUUUUUUUGGAUCCAUCGAAGUCAUUCGCAGAAAACGCUCGUACAUUGUCGAGCCAGGCGCAUGCAAUCAAAACUUUGAUUGAUAAGUUGGAUAAAAAGAUUAAGAUUCAACUAGAACCACAUCUUUACGAGAGAAUUAUAAAUCACAACACUUCCUUUGAAGACAGGAUUGAAGCAGCUCGUGAAAUGUCGAAAGCGUCAGUUGAUAUCACCAGUGAUACGGUCAUUGGAGUUGUGGGCAAGCUUGUUUCUAAGAAUUACAUCCAGAUGCUUACAUCACGAACAGCCCAAUUUGCUACAACGCCACUGGCUAUUGCGAUUGGUACCGAUCUUUCAGCGGUUGCCGCUGACAAACUGGUGGAUACGGUCACAGCCGCAGCAAAAAGCGACAAUGCAGAUGACGGAAUUCUGGAACUCCGUGUAUUAGUCCAGGGAUAUACUGCUGACUCGGCAGAAUUCAGUGAUACAAUACAUGAAUUACUAGCUGAUGUGACAGUAUGGAACAAGUACCAUGCACGAUGAUCUUGUUACAGUGAUGUAAAAUGCGUU